This is a messenger RNA of Plenodomus lingam JN3, 1809 nucleotides long. The record is from RefSeq and is a predicted model, not a curated record. NCBI's taxonomy places the organism in Eukaryota, Fungi, Ascomycota, Dothideomycetes, Pleosporales, Leptosphaeriaceae.
AUGGCCUUCUGGGAAACAGUGCUCGAUACCGCGAAGGCCUCACCACGAUACGGAAGACGGCUCGUCCCUAAUAUCAUUGAUGAUAAUGCCAGAAAUCAACCAAAUCGGGCCUGCUUCUCAAUUCCCAAAUGUGACGCUCUGGAGCAUGGCUUUCGCGACAUCACCUGGCGAAUGUAUGCAAACGCCAUCAACAAGACCGCUUAUUUCAUCGAACGAGAGAUUGGUAGAAGCACUUCAUUUGAGACUGUCAUGUAUCUCGGCUUCCCAGAUAUCAGAUGUUUCAUAAUUCUGGUGGCACUAAUUAAAACUGGACACAAGGCACUCUUCAGCUCAUAUCAUAACAGCUUAGCUGCGCACACAGAUUUAAUCCAACGAACCAAUUGCACAGUACUCCUGCAUACACAUGGACUCCCUGUUGCCGGCAUUCUGGAAAAGAACCGUAUGAAAAGCGUCCGCAUGGUCGAAUUAGAGGCACUCAUAAACGAAACCCCUAUCGAAAAUUAUCCUUAUACAAAAUCUUUUGAGGAAGCGAAAUACGAACCCUGCUUCAUGGUCCAUACCUCUGGCGCCAGCGGAAUGCCUAAACCGGUCCUUUGGACGCAUUGGUCUCUGAGCACUAUAGACGCACACAAUCUAGUUCCACCAUUAGAAGGCCGAAGGAGCCUGUGGGCCUCACCUGAGGACGCCAGGGACCGAACCUAUUGCGCUUGGCCAUUCUAUAAUGGCUCAGGCAUUGGGGCAGGCAUCAUGGAUACAUGCUUCAACAAUACAACAUGCGUCAUGGGUCCAUCACAAUUCGUCACUGUAGAGAUCUUUAACAGCAUGAUUGACCAUGCGAAAAUCGACAGUGCGAACUGUUUACCGUCUUUACUUGAGGAGAUCGCGAAGCGGCCGCACAUCUUGAACAAGCUUGCGAAUCUACGUCAGAUUUCUUAUGUCGGGGGCCCACUGCGAAAGCACGUUGGCGAUACGAUAUCGCAGCACACUACUCUCACGACCCUAAUGGGAAGCACAGAGGCCAACGCCAUUGUACAACACGCAACCGAUCGAGAAGACUGGGCAUAUAUUUGUAUAAAUCCUAACCUCAAUGGGAUACAGAUGCGCCCCGUUGGCAAACUGUUCGAACUAGUCUUUAUCAAGGACCCCCGCCUGAGUGAAUAUCAGGGAGUUUUCAAGCUUUACCCGUAUCUCGAAGAAUAUUCAAUGCAGGACCUAUACACCCCACACCCUUCAAAGCCACACCACUGGAAGCACGAGGGACGCAGUGACGAUAUCAUUGUGUUCCAGAACGGAUGGAAGUUUAACCCAACAGUACAUGAACGACUCAUCAAGACGCAUCCAUUCGUCCGUCACGCGAUCGUAGUUGGAACCGGCAGAGAUCGACCUGCCGUGAUAAUCGAAUUACUCCCAGAAUAUCAAGCCGAGGAUCGAUCGCGAAUGGGGGCGCUGCUUGAAGACAUUUGGCCAUAUAUCGCACAAGCUAACAAUGUUGUCGAAACUUAUAGCCAAUUAGAACGACGCUAUGUGAUAUUUGCAAAGCGAGGGAUUCCCCUUCCAGAUGAUGGUGGAAUGAUUGGGAGGAAAGCAGCGGUGGAGCUAGGGGUGACGGUUGAGCUGAGCCACAUUAUGAUACACAGUACUCCGCCGUACCUCGUCCGACCUUUCGUCGUUCGUCGACUGCGGCGUCAGAUUGCUGUAGAUGAGACGAUCCAUGAUGCAGUCAGUCCCCAAACAUCCCACAAUCAUCUAUCUGGGCAGAUCAGCUUUGCCUACGAUUGGAUGAAAAAUGACAGGAGGCUCCAAGGCUGA